This is a messenger RNA of Ilex paraguariensis (yerba mate), 994 nucleotides long. The record is from the annotation of a GenBank genome assembly. Lineage: Eukaryota; Viridiplantae; Streptophyta; Magnoliopsida; Aquifoliales; Aquifoliaceae.
UCAAAGAUGUAUGUAUUUCACUCUUUCUGGCUCUAAAACAGAUGAAUGGAGCCACAAAUUAAAGAAGAUUUGGAGAUAAGUACACCUUAGCUUUGCGUUUCUAGUUAUGGUGUCAGGAGGAAAGAGGAGGAGGGUCUUCUUGCUUGUAAUCCAAAAAUUUCUUCUACCAAUUGUGUUGUGCGUAACAAGUAGGUGCUGCAAAGCCCAGCAAAUGAAUGAUCAGAACUGCACUUCGUCUUGCGGGAAUAUCCGUGACAUACACUACCCUUUCCGGCUGGAAGGCGAUCCCCAGCACUGUGGUCUUCGCGACUACCAACUUGCCUGCAACAACAAUCGCACCAUACUAUACCUUAAAACUCAUCCUCAUGCAGAGUACGACUACAAAUACAACUACUCCUUCUACGUGGAGGCAAUCACUUAUGACAACUUCUCCAUUCGACUUGUUGAUCCCGGUCUAGACAAGGAUAAUUGCUCUUCUCUUCCACUUUAUUCUCCGCAAGGUGGUUCUUUUUUGAGAUUCUAUCCGUCACGGAGAGCCACUCCUUUUUUUUCAGAUUCAUAUUAUUAUGAUGUUGCUGUAUUCAUAAGCUGCCAAAGUCCUGUAAUUAGGAGUGGAUAUGUGGACACUGGCUUUUGUGAUAAAAGAAACACUAAUUCCACCUCCAACUCUACUUCACCAUCUCCAUUGAAAAAUCAUAAUUAUGUUGUAGCCGGAGGUAUGGUUAUCUCAGAACUGGAGGACUCCUGCAGCAUCAGCAAUCUGGUUUGGACAACAGCAAAUAUUUUACGGCUCCUGACGGGAGUCAACAAUUCUUUUUCGGACUUAUAUGACGGGCUCGCAUAUGGGUUUGAGCUUAGAUGGUACGGCGUCUAUUGUGGACAUUGUGAAGCAAGAGGCGGCGAAUGCUAUCCCAGAGAAAAAAAUAGAAUCUAUUGCGACUACUGCUCUUACUUAACUUUUGCUCUUGACACCCGUAUAUUCCAUUGUGAGUGA